Messenger RNA from Botrytis cinerea B05.10, 1103 nucleotides. RefSeq lists its product as hypothetical. Gene Ontology annotation, molecular function: hydrolase activity. Bases 75 to 959 code for a protein of 294 amino acids. NCBI's taxonomy places the organism in Eukaryota, Fungi, Ascomycota, Leotiomycetes, Helotiales, Sclerotiniaceae. The record is from RefSeq and is a predicted model, not a curated record. The transcript is spliced from 6 exons.
GACUGGUUUCUAUAUAAUUGAAUGAGAAAUUUAAUCUAAGCUUCUUACCUGCGCAGAACAAUUCGGCCCACUUGAUGAGCUGCCUCUCUAUAACCCCCCAAUCAAUAUCUGUAUCAUCAAAUCGUUUUGUGAGAUCCCGCUGGGAGCGUUCUGUAGCCGAAACCACAACUUUAGUAUCCUCAGAUUUGAUAGGUCUGUUCUUAACCAGCUCUGCAACUCCUACAGUCGCCGCUGAGAUCAUCUCGACCGAUGUCGCUGUACUUGAGAAUUUUACCACGGACUAUUAUGUUGGAUUCAAAGGGGCCGAUUUCGACCUACCUUAUGCCAAGUACCACAACCCCAAUGUUGCAAUGAUCUCCGAUGCUUUGGCCAAUGGUCUAGCUGGCAGCCCAUGGCCUAGCGCUUUUACCUACUCCGCUUGGGAAGCACACAAGUAUCUUGAGCUACCUGGAUACCUUCAGCUUGAGAAUGGUUGGGCAAUCAGUCCCAACGGGACGCUCAUGAUUACCGUCCGUAGCGAAAUUCCAGAGGUGACUGGAGACCAUGAGAACUGGUCUAAUGAGACUUACGCUGAACGCUGCAUUGGAGCAACUUCGUAUAUUGACGAAUACGUCGGCAACGAUGCGGCUAAGCUUAAUAUUGAGUUUGUGGAUCCUAGUUCGAUGGGUUUCAAUACGACUGCUUGGCCUGAGCUGGAUAUUGAGACCAUUGUCAUUGGAAAGGUUCUGAUUGGAGACUAUUCCGUAGACGAAUUCGAUGGCAUUUCGUACCUAAUGCACCAAGUUCGCCGCAUGCCUAACGGUUACCGCGAGCUCCGUUCUCGUUUCUUUCUUGACUCGAACAAUCACGUUAACGCUCAACUGGGCCAUGAUCCCGCUGUCCACUGCAAUGUCGAAAUGACACAUUUAGGAAAAUUCCUUCCCGCUAGGGUCUUUGAGGAGUUUAAGGAUACCAAAUGAACACAUUUGGAUAUUGAAUAGCUCACAAGCCACAAAAAGCCGCUAUUUUCCAUUAAUAGGACUAUUUGCUACGGCAAUGUUAAUUUUUUUUAACUGUCUGUUCAUUUUAGCAGCAAUAGCGGGCGAAGAAUGACAAUUGGCACA